UUGAGAAACCCUCCCACCUGUGCAUUGAUACAUCUCCCACCUCAAAUUUCACCAAUUUCUCAAACUCUCUCAACAUCCAUUUUGAAAAAUGCCUUCUGAAGAUUCAAAGCCAGUGAAAAAAGAGGAAUUUGAUGAUGAAGAAAGCAUUGGUUCUCUUUUAAACAACAAAAAGAAACCUAACAACAAUGCUGCUUCAAAAUCUCAGCCUCCCAAAAAUGCUAAGGUGAAGAAAGAAGAAAAAGAUGAUGAUUUUGAAGAACCCAUUUCCAAAAAGACCCCUAAAAACCUCAAGCUUAAAAAAGAAGAAGAAUCCUCAUCCAUGUCCAAGAAAAACUCCAGUAAAACUGAUAAGAAAGUUGUGAAGAAAGAGGAGGUGGAGGAUAAGAAGAAAGGAACAAAAAAUGCUGACAGCAAUGUGAAGAAAAGGGAAAAGAAAGUUUAUGAUUUGCCUGGUCAGAAGAGAGAUCCUCCUGAGGAAAGAGACCCAUUAAGGAUUUUCUAUGAAUCCUUGUACCAGCAAGUGCCCAACAGUGAACUAGCAGCUAUCUGGAUGAUGGAAUCUGGUUUGCUUCCCAAGGACUUGGCAAAGAAAGUUUUGGAGAAAAAACAAAAGAAGGUUCAACAACAAAAGCUUGGUUCACCUAUGAAAACUGUUGUGACUGUGAAAAAGAACACAGAAUCUAUUACUGUUACAAAAAAGACAUCCUCAACCUUUCUAUCAACACAGACAAAGAAAACACCAGAUUCUGGAGCUAAAUCGAAGCAGCAGUCAAAGAAGCGGAAGAAGGAUGAUUCUUCUGAAGAUGAAGACUCAGAUGAUGACUUUGUUUCCUCUCUGAAAAGUGCUAAAAAACAAAGAGCAUCUUGAUUUCUUGUAUUAUUGACUAAUGACAUGCUAUUUCUGAUUAUAGAAGAGAAUUUAACAACUAGGCACCAUCAUAUAGCAGAGUUUGCCAUGGCUAAAUCUUUUAUGUAAAACAUACCAUUUGAUGAGCUGUGAUUCUUUGUUACAUGCUUCUCAAUUUCCAGCUACUUGUAUGAUCUAUUUCAGAUGUGAAAUUUGGAGAAACCAUUCUAAAAUCAUCGAUCUAUUUAAACAUUUGUUCUUUCUUUUCCC
Nicotiana tabacum (common tobacco) is the source of this 1117-nucleotide messenger RNA. The record is from RefSeq and is a predicted model, not a curated record. NCBI's taxonomy places the organism in Eukaryota, Viridiplantae, Streptophyta, Magnoliopsida, Solanales, Solanaceae.